AUGACAGUCGGGCUCAUUGACAUUUUGCAACUCGGGAAUGCUGCCUUUACUACAGCCGCAGAAAAUGGGAAAAGUUUCAAAGCCAUAUUCGAAGAUUCCAAAGUUAAGAAAUGCUUCUGGGACGUCAGGAAUGACGCCGACGCUCUUUGGGCGCUCUACAAAGUGGACCUUGCCGGCGUCAUCGAUAUCCAACUGCUCGAAAACGGGUCUCGACGGGGUAGCAAGGAGUAUCUCCAAGGACUAGAAAAGUCUGUAGAGAGCGACUUGAGCCUCGGCUUUAUGGAGCGCAACCGGUGGGUUCGGAUCAAGAAGGACGUACGGAGUCAGAUGUCGGCUGAUAUUUUUGCUAUUCGACCACUUGACACGGAAACGGUUCAAUAUUGCGUCAAUGACGUUGUCCAUCUGCCUGCUCUUCACAGCUUGUAUCUGAAGCGCAUUGAGCCCGUAUGGCUGGGAAAGGCAAUGGACGAAAGUUCCCACCGAGUUCAUGAGGCUCACUCACCCACCUACCAACCUCAGUCGCCUACAAAGAGGUUCGGGCCGUGGGGUGCAGGGAAUGUAUUGACAAUCGAUGAGGCACUCGAACUGUUGGAAGAAGAGGCAAUGGAUGCUAGAGAGAGGGAUUUUUUCGGGUACUAUGAUGAUGAUGAUGACUGGUACGAUGACGAAUACACGAAUUGUGCUGAUGGAGCGUUUGACCCUGAGGCACUUGCUAGCUGCUGGGAUAAAUCUGGAUAA
Colletotrichum truncatum is the source of this 738-nucleotide messenger RNA. RefSeq lists its product as uncharacterized. Gene Ontology annotation, molecular function: nucleic acid binding; 3'-5' exonuclease activity. NCBI's taxonomy places the organism in Eukaryota, Fungi, Ascomycota, Sordariomycetes, Glomerellales, Glomerellaceae. Gene Ontology annotation, biological process: nucleobase-containing compound metabolic process. The record is from RefSeq and is a predicted model, not a curated record.